UCGCCAUUGCCGCUGGUGGCAGGAGGCUGCGAGGAGCCGGCGCGGUCGCAGUCUCCACGGCGCAGGCCCACGGUAGCGCAGCCGCUCUGAGAUCUUCAUGGAGGAACACGGAGUGACCCAAACUGAACACAUGGCUACCAUAGAAGCGCAUGCAGUGGCCCAACAAGUACAGCAGGUCCAUGUGGCCACUUACACUGAGCACAGUAUGCUGAGUGCUGAUGAAGACUCGCCUUCUUCCCCUGAGGACACCUCUUAUGAUGAUUCAGAUAUACUCAACUCCACAGCAGCUGAUGAGGUAACAGCUCAUCUGGCUGCUGCAGGUCCUGUGGGAAUGGCUGCUGCUGCUGCUGUGGCAACAGGAAAGAAACGAAAACGGCCUCAUGUGUUUGAGUCUAAUCCAUCUAUCCGGAAAAGACAGCAAACACGUUUGCUUCGAAAACUUCGAGCCACAUUAGAUGAAUAUACUACUCGAGUGGGACAGCAAGCUAUUGUCCUCUGUAUCUCACCCUCCAAACCCAACCCUGUCUUUAAAGUAUUUGGCGCAGCACCUUUGGAGAAUGUGGUGCGUAAGUACAAGAGUAUGAUUUUGGAAGACCUGGAGUCUGCUCUGGCAGAACACGCCCCUGCGCCGCAGGAGGUUAACUCAGAACUGCCACCUCUCACCAUCGAUGGAAUUCCAGUCUCUGUGGACAAAAUGACCCAGGCCCAGCUCCGGGCAUUUAUCCCAGAGAUGCUCAAGUAUUCCACAGGUCGGGGAAAACCAGGUUGGGGGAAAGAAAGCUGCAAGCCCAUCUGGUGGCCAGAAGAUAUCCCAUGGGCAAAUGUUCGGAGCGAUGUCCGCACAGAAGAGCAAAAGCAGAGGGUUUCAUGGACCCAGGCACUACGGACCAUAGUUAAAAACUGUUAUAAACAGCAUGGGCGGGAAGAUCUUUUAUAUGCUUUUGAAGAUCAGCAAACACAAACACAGGCCACAACCACACACAGUAUAGCCCAUCUUGUACCAUCACAGACUGUAGUCCAGACCUUUAGUAACCCUGAUGGCACUGUCUCGCUUAUCCAGGUUGGUACAGGGGCAACAGUAGCCACAUUGGCUGAUGCUUCAGAAUUGCCAACCACAGUCACUGUUGCCCAAGUGAAUUAUUCUGCUGUGGCUGAUGGAGAGGUGGAACAAAAUUGGGCCACGUUACAGGGAGGUGAGAUGACCAUCCAGACAACGCAAGCAUCAGAGGCCACCCAGGCAGUAGCAUCAUUGGCAGAGGCUGCAGUGGCAGCGUCUCAGGAGAUGCAACAGGGAGCUACAGUCACCAUGGCACUUAACAGUGAAGCGGCUGCCCAUGCUGUUGCCACCCUGGCUGAGGCCACCUUACAAGGUGGGGGACAGAUUGUCUUGUCUGGGGAAACCGCAGCAGCCGUCGGAGCACUUACUGGAGUCCAAGAUGCUAAUGGUUGCAAGUGGAUCCUGACUGAGAAGGCCGCAGGUGGGAAAAGAAGGAAGCAGCUUGAGGGCCUGGUCCAGAUCCCUGUGAGCAUGUACCAGACUGUGGUAACCAGCCUCGCCCAGGGCAAUGGGCCAGUGCAGGUGGCCAUGGCCCCCGUGACCACCAGGAUAUCGGACAGCACGGUCACCGUGGAUGGCCAGGCUGUGGAGGUGGUGACAUUGGAACAGUGACAUGCAGCUGUAUUGUGGCAUCGUUUUCUAGUCUACUUCAAGAUUUUUUACACGUUCGCAGAGGUGCAAUCAAAAGGAAUUAAUAAGUCUCUCGACUUUGGAAGAAAAGUCUUGUUAACCUUUUUUUUUUUUAAAGGAAGAAAAGCAGAGGAUUUUGGAAUUGCAUUUUUUAAAGCACCACUCUUGGUUUUCUGGGAUUGGUGGAGUAAGAAACUGCUGUCAAUUUCACUGUCCCAAAAAGGCCAAAUUGUGGCAGGACUUCUUUCUGCAGAAACGUGUGUGUAUACUAUGUGUGUGUAUGUGUGUGUGAAUAUAUGUAUAUGUGUACAUAUGGACAUACACAUUUACAUAUAUAUAAAGUAUAUAUAUACAUAUAUAUGUAUGAAACCCGCAUGGAAUUAUCUGUAUGAAGUCAAGGUGAGCUGUGGAAACAAUAAUUCACCCAGUUUAGUGGGUGGUAGGGUACGUGGCCAGACACAGUCACCCGGUAUUUGUUCAUACCAGGGUCAUGCGUUGAGCUACUGACAAACUCAGGCGGAGGUGACCAUGCCCUUCACCAAAGCUGCCUCCCAGUGGCCGCCUGGAACUCUCCCUGCUGGACUCACCUGCGAAGGGAGGUUCCAGUACAGAGUGGGGUCCAGAAAACGUGCUUGCAAGGUCCAGGGGCCGCGUGUUCUGCCAGCUGAGAUGCUCCUUGGGCUGGCCCAGGUGCUGACCUUGCCACAUGCAGAUGAAUGUCCUAAAAGCUCCCAGACAGGGACAAGAAGGUUUUUCUCAGCUUCCCAUCUCCUUCCCUCCCCUGGAAUCCUCUUGAUCUCAUGACUAUUAAAAUGUUGCUUUGGUUUUAAGGUCAGUCCUGAAUUGGUCAUGUAUAUGAACUAAAGGUAACAGAAGUAUUAAGGGUCUGAGGAGUGUGUGUGUGUUAAGUGUGCUUG
This is a messenger RNA of Cynocephalus volans (Philippine flying lemur), 2604 nucleotides long. RefSeq names its product nuclear respiratory factor 1 (gene NRF1). The transcript has 12 exons. Gene Ontology annotation, cellular component: nucleus. Gene Ontology annotation, biological process: regulation of transcription by RNA polymerase II. NCBI's taxonomy places the organism in Eukaryota, Metazoa, Chordata, Mammalia, Dermoptera, Cynocephalidae. Gene Ontology annotation, molecular function: RNA polymerase II cis-regulatory region sequence-specific DNA binding; DNA-binding transcription factor activity, RNA polymerase II-specific. The record is from RefSeq and is a predicted model, not a curated record. The coding region runs from base 98 to 1669 and encodes 523 amino acids.